Eurytemora carolleeae is the source of this 1556-nucleotide messenger RNA. It is a transcript of the gene Orc5, whose product is annotated as origin recognition complex subunit 5-like. The coding region runs from base 12 to 1328 and encodes 438 amino acids. Lineage: Eukaryota; Metazoa; Arthropoda; Copepoda; Calanoida; Temoridae. Gene Ontology annotation, molecular function: DNA replication origin binding. Gene Ontology annotation, biological process: DNA replication initiation; DNA replication. The record is from RefSeq and is a predicted model, not a curated record. The transcript is spliced from 13 exons. Gene Ontology annotation, cellular component: nuclear origin of replication recognition complex; nucleus.
AGAGCUGUAAAAUGGGAGACGUUACUCGUCCCCUAUCCAGGGACGAACAAAUAGAAAAGUUGAGACUCGUCCUGGCAGGUGGACCGGGGAUAUCCGUCCCGGAAACUAUUUUCCUGCACGGACUAGGCGCGACAGGCAAGACCCGUGUUAUAAAAUGGGUUCUUGAAACGGAGCAGAUUCAGCACGCUGUAUUCCACUGCGUAGAGAUGUACAAUGUCAGAUUGAUGCUUGAAUCCCUUGUGGUCCAACUAACUGGAGAAGAAUCAAGAAAAUGUGAAAAUAUUUCAGAAUUCAUUUCAUUUCUUGGUCAGGAGCUAAACCCUAAACAGGUUUACGUGAUAUUGUUUGAAGAAUCAGAAAGGUUUCGGGACGCGGACUCACAUUUAAAACACGUAUUCUGUAGACUACAGGAGUUAACUGGACUAAAUAUUUGUUGUAUCUUCGAAUCAAGAAUAGAUUGGACACGGUUUCUCCCAAAUAGAGGACUACCCUACCCAUACAUUAUUCAUUUUCCUCAGUACAAAAAGGGUGAGAUGACGGAACUUUUAAUAUCCCAGCUUCCCGGGGAGAAAAGUUGGGAGUUUAAGAGAGACUUUAUAUCCCUGGUCCAAUCUAUAUUCUUUAUGGUUGCAAGAUCGUUUACUGAGCUCUCUUUUAGAUCGUUUACUGAGCUCUCCCAUAUUGCUGGACUACACUACAGCGAAUACUGCAGACCGGUCGACUCAGGAGAAUGCAAGGAAACUGAUACUAAGAAAUUAUGGUUCAAUAUCGACAAGGAUUUAAAGAAAUGUCUGUCCGUUGUUCAUCUUCGUGAAGUUUCAAGUCAACAACUUCGGGAACUACAGAAACAGAAGGAAGAACAAGAGGAGCAGGAUACAGGUGUUGGUGGAGUAAUAGCCUUAAAUCCCACCCGGCUGAGUGUGGAGCUACCGUUCUACAGCAAGUUCCUCUUGAUCUCCGCCUACCUCGCCUCUUACAACCCCGCCAAGACGGAUAAACGGUUCUUUGUCAAACAUCAUGGAAAACAAAGGAAAACAUCACAGUCGAUAAAAGCUAAGGAAAAGUUUAAUAGCCAGUUGACCGGUCCUAAACAGUUCCCAUUGGAGCGUAUGCUCGCUAUAUUCUACAAUGUUAUUGAGGAACGGGUGAAUCCAACAGCUAAUAUCUACACUCAAAUCUCCAGUCUUGUUCGACUACAGCUUAUCACAGCUGUUGGUACAGAUCAGAUGGACCAGCCUAAAUACAAGUGUAAUGUGACCCUGGAGUUUAUCAGAACCAUCUCAAAAUCUCUUCAGUUCGAGAUUCAGAAGUAUCUCUACAGCCAGUGAGAGCAUAUCUAACCUUAACCGGUUUUUAAAUGAAAACAAACAUUUUUAUGAGAAACAUGAUUUUUAAUUUUCAUUUAUGUUUUAAUCGCAAAUGACUCAGUGUUAUCUUUUAAUGGUCUUUCUCGAACUAAACUUUCCAAUUUUACUCAUAGAGAUUAAUAUAAUUCUUAUUUUUUACUACAUUUUAACUACAAGAUAGUUUUACAAGACAGUCGCAUUUUCAGAAAA